This is a messenger RNA of Phalacrocorax carbo (great cormorant), 3240 nucleotides long. The record is from RefSeq and is a predicted model, not a curated record. NCBI's taxonomy places the organism in Eukaryota, Metazoa, Chordata, Aves, Suliformes, Phalacrocoracidae.
CUCCGCCUCCUUCCGUGUUCCGGUUCCUGCAGCCGCCGGGCAGGAUGCGACCGGCCCCGGCUGCCCGCCCGCCGCCCGCACAGUGGCUCCCACCGCCCAGGCCGUGACGGCCGAGCUCAGACCACCAGCCCCGCAGUGCGGAUGGGAGGGGGGGCUUGGCCUGGUCCCCCCAUCUCCCUCCGCUCGCCGGCCAUGGGCAGCCAUGAGAAGGACCCGUCCUCUCCAAAAAAGGCCCUGUCACGCUCCAACAGCACCGUGUCUUCCAAGCACAGUAGCAUUCAGCAGGGCUCGGAGAGCUGGGAGGUGGUGGAGGAGCCGCGUGCGCGGGGCAGCCCGGGCCAGGAGCCGCAGCAGCACGAGGGCUACCUGCUCAAGAAGAGGAAAUGGCCCCUGAAGGGCUGGCACAAGAGGUACUUUGUGUUGGAAAAUGGCAUCCUGAAAUACGCCACCACACGCCAGGAUGUCCUCAAGGGCAAACUGCAUGGAGCCAUUGAUGUCCGUCAGUCCGUCAUGUCUGUCAACAAGAAGGCGCAGCGGGUCGACCUGGACACAGAAGAGAACAUCUACCACCUCAAGAUCAAGUCCCCAGAGCUCUUCGCCAGCUGGGUGAGCAGCCUCUGCUCACAUCACCAGGGCGAGAGGACUGAGCCCUGCCUCAGGGGGGGUCCCAUGGGGAGAACCCCCACCAAUACACAGAGCCCCUGGACGCGGAUCCUGCCCUCGGGCAGCGCCCCUGCCCUCUCCACCCUCGCCAGCUCCCGGGACAAGGUGAAUGCCUGGCUGAAGGACAGUGAGGGGCUGGAACGCUGCUCGGCCGAGCUGUCGGAGUGCCAGGCGAAGCUGCAGGAGCUGACGGGCAUGUUGCAGAGCCUGGAGGCCCUGCACCGCAUCCCCUCAGCCCCCCUCAUCUCCGGUAGCCAGCCCUCGGCUGCCACGGAGAGGCCCAAGAAGGGCAGGAGGACCACCAAGAUCUGGUGCACCCAGAGCUUCGCCAAGGACGACACCAUCGGGAGGGUGGGCCGCCUGCACGGCUCCGUCCCCAACCUCUCACGCUACCUGGAGUCGUCCCAGAGCCAGCUGCCCUUCAGCCUCCCCCCUGAGUACAGCCAGCUGCAGAGGAGCUUCUGGGUCCUGGCCCAGAAAGUGCACGGCUCGCUCAGCAGCGUGGUGGCUGCGCUGACAGCUGAGAGGGCCCGUCUGGAGGAGAUGCGGCAGGCGCUGGACCGGCGGCGCUCAGCCCCGCGCACGGGUGGUUCUGGCAACACCGGGGCUGCCCUGCGCCGCUUCCACUCCCUCUCCGUCUCCUCCGACACCACCCUGGACUCCUUCGCUUCGCUGCACCCUGAUGAGCCGGAUGCGCUGCCGGCGAAGGGCCGGGAGCAGCAGCUCUCCAACCGCAGCAUCGUCUCGCUGGCUGACUCGCACACCGAGUUCUUCGACGCCUGCGAAGUCAUCCUCUCCGCCAGCUCCUCUGAGAACGAGCCCUCGGACGACGAGUCUUGCAUCAGCGAGGCCACCACCAGCGCCUGCGAGGACGCGGCCGAGCCGGGGGGGGCGGGCCGCCCCCCGACAGGUACGGAACUGGGGGGACCGCCGUGUGGUGGGUGGGGGCCGCGGCUGCACCCCACCGCCCGGUGCCCGGCAGGAGCGGAGGGCCCGGGGAUGCCCGUGGAACCGCCGCCGUUGGAGCUGCCGGGACCGGACCCGCAGCGGCGGAGCUGCCUGCCCGCCCCCCCCGCGCCGCCGGGAGACGUGAGCCUGUGGGGGCUGUUGCGGAGCAGCGUGGGGAAGGACCUGUCACGCGUGGCGCUGCCCGUGCAGCUCAACGAGCCCCUCAACACGCUCCAGCGCCUUUGCGAGGAGCUGGAGUACAGCGCGCUGCUGGACCGCGCCAGCCGCGCCCGCGACCCCCGCCAGCGCCUGGUCUACGUGGCUGCCUUCGCCGUGUCCGCCUACGCCUCCACCUACUACCGGGCGGGCAGCAAGCCCUUCAACCCGGUGCUGGGCGAGACCUACGAGUGCGUGCGGCCCGACCGCGGCUUCCGCUUCAUCAGCGAGCAGGUGUGCCACCACCCCCCCAUCUCUGCCUGUCACGCCGAGUCUGACAACUUCAUCUUCUGGCAAGACAUGAGGUGGAAGAACAAAUUCUGGGGCAAGUCCCUGGAGAUCGUCCCCGUGGGCACCGUCAACGUUCAGCUGCCCAGGACUGGGGACCACUUCGAGUGGAACAAGGUGACGACGUGCAUCCACAACGUCCUCAGCGGCCCCCGCUGGAUCGAGCACUACGGGGAGGUGCUGAUCCGCAACACCCGCGACGCCUCCUACCACUGCAAGAUCACCUUCUGCAAGGCGCGGUACUGGGGCGCGGGGGCCAACGAGGUGCAGGGGGCCGUGCUGAGCCGCAGCGGGACGGUGGUGGAGCGCCUGGCCGGCAAGUGGCACGAGGGGCUGCACCGUGGGCCUGCCCCCGGGCAGUGCGUCUGGAGAGCCAACCCCAUGCCCCGUGACCACGAGAGGAACUACGGCUUCACCCAGUUUGCCCUGGAGCUGAACGAGCUCACGCCAGAGCUACGGCGGGUCCUGCCCUCCACCGACACCCGCCUGCGCCCCGAUCAGCGGUACCUGGAGGAAGGCAACGUGCCGGCAGCCGAGACGCAGAAGCGCCAGAUCGAGCAGCUGCAGCGGGACCGGCGCCGGGUGAUGGAGGAGAACAACAUCACGCACCAGGCUCGCUUCUUCAGGCGGCUGACGGACGCCAACGGCAAGGAGUCGUGGGUCACCAACAACACCUACUGGAAGCUGCGCCUGGACCCCGGCUUCGCCCACCUGGACAGCGCGGUGCUCUGGUAGCGACCCCCACCAUGGGGUGCUGAGCCCCCCCCGCUCAUCACAGCAGUGGGAGCCCAGCAGCGGGGCUGGUCCCCUCAGCACUGGGGGUGCAAAGCCCCCCCACCCCAGUGUUUUAACAAAACUGUGAUACAAACCGGGGCGGGGGGGGGCACAGACAGUGCUUCCCCCUGACCUGGGGCAGAGCCUCAGGGCUGGCUGGGGGACUUGGGGGGCCAGGGAUUGGCGGUGCCCCCCUGCCCUGGGGGCACAGGGUACCCGGGUCCCUGGCUCACUGGGGGAGGGCAGCGGGGUCCCGGGGGGCCCUGGGGUGCCUGCGGGCGGGCAGACCCCUCCAACCCCCCCAGCCGUGUGCAGGGGCUGCUCUAAUAAAGGCUGCAAGGAGCUGGGGUG